AUCGAGCGCGCUCGGCAAGGUGGCAGAGGGCGGCGGCGGCGGCAUCACCACGAGCAGCAUGGGGGCCUGGCCAAGGACGUGGUGGCGGCGGCCGCUGCAGGGCCCCCCUCGGCCGGCGGCGACCACGACCCGCUUCUGGAGCUUGUGCUGGCUGCUGCUGGGCGCCUGGAGGGGGCUGCUCGCCUCCGCCUGCCCCAGCACGUGCACGUGCAGCCCCGAGCGGAUCUGGUGCAGCAAUUCCACCGCCAACUUCGUGUCCUUCCCCGUGCUCGGCAAGAGGAGCGAGCGGGAGAAAGUCACUGACAUCUAUAUUGCAAACCAGCGGAAGCUAGAAAGCAUCAAUGACCAAGAUGUUGGCCUUUAUGUAGGAUUGAAAAAUUUAACUGUGGUGGAUUCGGGUUUGAAGUUUGUCUCACGCCAUGCUUUCCUGAAAAAUAUCAACUUGCAGUACAUUAACUUCUCAAGAAACAAGCUGUCAAGUUUGUCUAGAAAGUCUUUCCGGCACCUGAAUUUGACUGAUCUGAUUUUGGAAGGCAAUCCAUUCAAGUGUUCCUGUGACAUUAUGUGGAUCAAGAUGUUUCAAGAGACCAAGAUACCAAAACCAGAAAGUCUGGAUUUUUACUGUGUUAAUGACUACAACCAGAGAGUGUCUCUGAUGGAGAAGCCAGUCUCAAACUGUGGCAAACCUUCAGUAAAGUUGAGCACACAUAACCUCACUGUUAUUGAAGGAAGAAGUGUCACGUUGUAUUGUGAUGCCACAGGAACUCCACCACCAGUUAUAUCUUGGAUUUUCACUAACCUUAUUUCAAAACAUGAGAGUGAUACAAAUAAGAACCCAGCUUCUCUUACCAUAAAGAAUGUAUCAUCCAAUGACAGCGGAACACUGAUUUCUUGUGUAGCCGAAAACAGUGUGGGCGAAGACCAAGUUUCUGUUGAUCUUACAGUGUUCUUUCCGCCAAAUAUUACAUUUCUUGAAAUUCCAUAUUCGGACCACCACUGGUGUAUUCCAUUCAGUGUGAAAGGGAACCCACAACCUACUCUAACAUGGUUGCAUGAUGGGGUAAAACUGAAUGAAUCGGAUUAUAUCUGGACUAAAAUACAUGUUAUCAAUCAGACUGAAUACCACGGCUGCCUUCAGUUGGAUAACCCUACUCAUGUGAACAAUGGAGAUUAUACCUUGGUGGCACAGAAUCAAUAUGGAAAAGAUGAAGCAAGCAUUUCUGCAUACUUUAUGGAAGAUCCUGGAGGUAAGCAGAACUUGGUGGACUUCUGGUUCCCAGGCACAGAUGUGACAGACUUCACAGAGGAUUAUGGGACCACGACCAAUGACUUUGAAGACACUACAAAUAAUAGUAAUCAAGUUACUUCUACGGGUUUUUCAAACAACAAUGAAGAUAGCAUCACUGUUUAUGUUGUAGUGGGGACUGCAGCAUUAGUGUGCACUGGCUUAGUUAUCAUGCUCAUUAUUCUCAAGUUUGGAAGACACUCCAAGUUUGGAAUGAAAGUUCAAUUAAAACAAGGUGGUCUGGUAGAUCAAAUGUGGCUGUCAUUGCAAGACUGCGAUAAUGAAGGUCCUUCUUCAGUUAUCAGCAAUGACGACGAUUCAGCAAGUCCUCUGCAUCACAUCUCUAAUGGGAGUAAUACUCCAUCAUCUUCUGAGGGCGGCCCAGAUGCAGUAAUUAUUGGAAUGACAAAGAUUCCUGUGAUUGAAAAUCCUCAAUAUUUUGGAAUCACAAACAGUCAACUGAAGCCUGACACAUUUGUCCAGCACAUCAAGAGACACAAUAUCGUUUUAAAAAGAGAGCUAGGAGAAGGAGCUUUUGGAAAAGUUUUCUUGGCCGAGUGUUAUAACUUGUGUCCUGAGCAAGAUAAGAUCUUGGUGGCAGUGAAGACACUAAAAGAUGCUAGUGAUAAUGCCCGCAAAGACUUCCACCGAGAGGCAGAAUUGCUAACUAACUUACAGCAUGAGCAUAUUGUGAAGUUCUAUGGAGUAUGUGUGGAGGGGGAUCCUCUCAUCAUGGUCUUUGAAUACAUGAAGCAUGGAGACCUCAACAAAUUCCUCAGGGCGCAUGGACCUGAUGCUGUUCUGAUGGCUGAAGGUAAUCGUCUAGCUGAGCUGACCCAGUCACAGAUGUUGCAUAUUGCCCAGCAGAUUGCAGCUGGCAUGGUUUACUUGGCAUCACAACACUUUGUGCACCGUGACCUUGCCACUCGGAAUUGUCUAGUUGGUGAAAACUUGUUGGUGAAAAUUGGGGAUUUUGGAAUGUCAAGAGAUGUAUACAGCACAGAUUAUUACAGGGUUGGUGGACAUACCAUGUUACCCAUUCGUUGGAUGCCUCCUGAAAGUAUCAUGUACAGAAAAUUCACCACUGAAAGUGACGUCUGGAGCCUUGGAGUUGUUUUAUGGGAAAUCUUUACUUAUGGCAAGCAGCCAUGGUACCAGCUCUCGAACAAUGAGGUAAUCGAGUGCAUCACUCAGGGCAGAGUCCUGCAGCGACCUCGUACAUGCCCAAAGGAAGUGUAUGAUCUGAUGCUGGGUUGUUGGCAGCGGGAGCCUCAUAUGAGGCUCAACAUCAAGGAAAUCCACUCCCUUCUUCAGAACUUGGCCAAGGCUUCUCCAGUCUACCUGGAUAUUCUAGGCUAGAAACUCCCAGCACUUCUUGUUAUGGAGUGUAUGAACGAAUGUGUUCGGUUGCCACUAAACUCCAUUAAAGUGUGUUCUUACCUCUGACCGUCUUAAAGACAAGGAAAUGGAGAAGCUUUUAAAGGGCAAGCUGUGUGCAUUUCUCCCUCUGUAGACACAGUAUUGACAUUAUUGAAAUGUAUCUCUUCCCUCCUUCAUUCUUUCUGUUUCUCUAUUUUUUCCUAAAUUUGUAUUCAGUCUGGCUUCUGCAUUAUUAUAACUCUGCAUAGACAAAGGCCUUAAAAACCUGACCUGUUACGUCAACAGACACUCAGUUUUGCCCAUCACAACUAACAAUGCCUUUUAUUCAUGCCUUUGAUCUGGAUAAAAAAGGGAAAAAAUUCUUAGUGACUUCUGUAUGGAUAUCUGGAGCUUCUAUGGACUCACCUCUACUUCAUUUGCUUGGGCAUCUGGGUGGAAAGCAGAAGACUGGCAUUCUCUAUAGGAAACUUUUUUCUAGCUGAGAUCAAGCCAGAGGGAAAUAAAUCAGCAUAUUGUAUAAUGCAUUGUAUGGAGAAAUUAUAGGAUCAGAGGGCAUCCAGCAUACCACUUCAACAUGUAAUGAAAUGAUUUGGGGAAAGUGUUCAAUUAUUUCUACUGAGAAAUGUUCAGAGGAGAAAAGGGGCUUCUAAGUACAAAUUUGGUUAGCAUUUUUGCAUUUAUAGAUGUGUUGAUAUGGUCUGUUUCAAAGAACAAAAUGUGUUGCCAACAUUGCCAAAAUUGUUCAACCAGGACCUGCCCCCCAACUUGUUUCACCAAAGGGAUUUGUGAUGCCACUGCAACAUGUCUUCUCUAGUGAGAUGUUGGCAAUGUUAGCACAAGUUGGAAUCUAUUAAGUGUAUUUUCAGGGCCAUUUUCUAAAACAUGGAGGCUUUGAUGAGAGAGGACAGUUGUAGAUAUGGAAGGAAGCUAAUCCUGUAUGAUGCUGUUUUAACAGCAUGUCCCUUCUUUUUUUCCUGUUUCCUAUUCCCCUUUUCACCCUGCUGUGCAAACCAAACCUAGCAUGGUCUGUCUAUUAAUACCCUUUGUGCUAAAAACAGCUGUUCAUCUCAUUAUACACCCAGACUCAUGAAGGAAAACAUAUAUUUAGUUAUAAAGGAUGCUGUUAGCAGCAUUCAAAAGUUACAUUGUUACAGAUGCAACAGAUGCUAUAGGCUAGUUCAACAGUAUGAUGUGUGAGAGAAGAUAUCCAAGAAGCUACUAGAGAAGAGGGAAGAGGGAUAACUUGACAGAACUUUACAAACCUGAGUUCAGCAUUAGUUUCUGGUUGAGCUAGUGGGUGUAUUCCUAGUCAUCGUGUUUUCUUUUUAAUUUGAUUUAAGGCUGAUAUUGUGUGUAUAUGUAACCUCAGUUUAUGGGUUCUGUGGGGCAGAACUUGGAAUGAAUCUUGCAAUAAUUCAAAGAGAAUAAAGGAUUUUUACUAUUCA
Heteronotia binoei (common prickly gecko) is the source of this 4110-nucleotide messenger RNA. It is a transcript of the gene NTRK2, whose product is annotated as neurotrophic receptor tyrosine kinase 2. Lineage: Eukaryota; Metazoa; Chordata; Lepidosauria; Squamata; Gekkonidae. The coding region runs from base 59 to 2644 and encodes 861 amino acids. The record is from RefSeq and is a predicted model, not a curated record. Gene Ontology annotation, molecular function: brain-derived neurotrophic factor binding; brain-derived neurotrophic factor receptor activity; ATP binding. Gene Ontology annotation, cellular component: axon; plasma membrane; signaling receptor complex. Gene Ontology annotation, biological process: protein phosphorylation; cellular response to brain-derived neurotrophic factor stimulus; cell surface receptor protein tyrosine kinase signaling pathway. The transcript has 18 exons.